AUGUCAGACCUCAAAAUCGCACGGAUUGAUGUUUUCCAAGUUGACCUCCCUUAUUCAGGGGGUGUCUACUACCUCUCUGCCGGGCGAGAAUACCGAAGCUUUGACGCUACCAUUGUCCGGAUAACCACUGACACCGGCAUUGAGGGCUGGGGAGAAAGCACUCCCUUUGGCUCCAACUACAUUGCUUCUCAUCCACGCGGUGUCAGGGCUGGUAUCGCUACAAUGGCACCAAGUCUGAUCGGUCUGGACCCUCGACGAGUCGACCGUAUCAAUGAUGCCAUGGACGAUGCCCUGCUCGGACAUGAAGAUGCCAAAACAGCAAUCGACGUGGCAUGCUGGGAUAUCUUUGGUAAGUCGGUCGGACUGCCCGUGUGCGAGCUUCUGGGUGGUCGCACAAACACCCGACUGCCAUUGAUCUCUUCAAUUUAUGUUGGAGAGCCGGAGGACAUGCGUGCACGGGUUGCCAAAUAUCGCGCCAAGGGAUACAAAGGGCAAUCGGUCAAAAUCUCAGGCGAACCGGUGACUGACGCCAAGCGGAUCACAGCGGCUCUUGCCAAUCAGCAACCGGAUGAAUUCUUUAUUGUGGAUGCCAACGGUAAAUUGUCGGUGGAAACCGCUCUACGGUUAUUGAGGCUGUUACCCCAUGGCCUCGAUUUCGCGUUGGAGGCCCCUUGUGCCACCUGGCGUGAGUGUAUCUCUCUCCGCCGCAAGACAGAUAUUCCGAUUAUCUACGACGAACUCGCCACGAAUGAAAUGUCCAUCGUCAAAAUCCUUGCGGAUGACGCCGCGGAAGGUAUUGACUUGAAGAUUUCCAAGGCGGGUGGUCUGACCAGAGGCCGCCGUCAGCGGGACAUCUGCCUGGCAGCGGGCUACAGUGUGAGUGUUCAAGAGACGUGUGGCUCGGACAUCGCAUUCGCUGCGAUCGUGCAUCUGGCUCAAACAAUUCCGGAACGAUCAUUGCGUUGCAUCCUGGAAUGUCGCGAUAUGGUUACGGUGAAGACCGCGGAUGGAGCGUUUGACAUCCAGGAUGGCUUUGCCACCGCGCCAACCACACCAGGCUUGGGAAUAAUGCCGCGCUUAGAUGUGCUGGGAGAGGCUGUUGCUAGCUACUUUUAA
Molecule: messenger RNA, 1116 nt
Organism: Aspergillus oryzae RIB40
Lineage: Eukaryota; Fungi; Ascomycota; Eurotiomycetes; Eurotiales; Aspergillaceae
Product: mandelate racemase/muconate lactonizing enzyme family protein
Exons: 1
Coding region: 1-1116 (371 amino acids)
Source: RefSeq, a predicted model, not a curated record